GAACAUGCGGGCAACGCCUUCAAGACACGCGACGGCGCUUCUCCGCCCCGGGCGGCUGUACGCCCGUCGCGGUGCAGCACCACAACUGCCUCUUCAUCCGUCGCAACCAACACAAACACGACAUUAUCUCAGCGCAACCAGCAGUACAACAGCUUCCUCCUCCGCCUCCGCAUCCCACGCACCACCACCAUCAUCAUCAUCACCAUAUUCCGUCAAUGCGACCGAAAUCUCCCACUUCUCCGCGCUGGCCUCGUCCUGGUGGGACCCUCACGGCCCGUCACGACCGCUGCACCUGAUGAACCCGCUGCGCCACGACUUUAUCCGCGCCUGCCUCUCCUCCUCUUCCUCCACACAUCAACAACAACGACAACAACAAACUCCAACCAAACUUCGAUACCUCGACGUAGGCUGCGGCGGCGGGAUCUUCGCCGAGUCCGCCGCGCGGCUCGCCAACACAGCACACGUGCGUGCGGUCGACCCGUCUGAGGCAGUCUUGUCAGUAGCGCGCGCCCACGCGCGGCGGGACCCGGCCCUGCGCGGGAAGCUUGAAUACCUCUGCACGCCGAUCGAGGCGCUUCCCCUUCCUGAUGACAAUAACAAUAACAACGGAGGAUACUAUGACGUAGUCUCCCUCUUCGAAGUCCUCGAGCACGUCGACUACCCAGCCGAGUUCCUCUCGCGCGUGGCCCGCUUCGUGCGGCCCGACGGCGGCUGGCUCGUCAUGAGCACCAUCGCACGGACGUGGACCAGCUGGGUUGUGACGAACCUUGUUGCGGAGGAUUUGUUGAGGGUUGUCCCGCGCGGUACGCACGACUGGGCAAAGUAUGUUAAUGCGCAUGAGUUGGAGGCGUUUUUUGCGGGUGCUGAGGGGAAAGGGUUGGGCAGAUGGGGCACGCCCAGGGUCAUGGGGGUGGUGUAUGUCCCUGGGUUUGGGUGGAGGGAGGUCAGGGGCAGUGAGAAGGUGGGGAAUUACUUCUUUGGGGUGCAGAGGCUUGGUUGAGAACUUGAGGCGGGGGAUCCAUGAGGGUGGUUGUGUGGUGGGCGCUGUACAAAUACUUGUAGUGUUGUAUAUUAUGGAUAUCAUGGGCAAAUGCGGAUGGAUGGUUGGAUCUGUACAGGCAUAGAGCGAUUACAUGGCUACCCUAACCGGACUG
Messenger RNA from Canariomyces notabilis, 1154 nucleotides. Its product is annotated as ubiquinone biosynthesis O-methyltransferase. Lineage: Eukaryota; Fungi; Ascomycota; Sordariomycetes; Sordariales; Chaetomiaceae. The transcript has a single exon. The record is from RefSeq and is a predicted model, not a curated record. Gene Ontology annotation, molecular function: 2-methoxy-6-polyprenyl-1,4-benzoquinol methyltransferase activity. Gene Ontology annotation, biological process: ubiquinone biosynthetic process. Bases 5 to 1000 code for a protein of 331 amino acids. Gene Ontology annotation, cellular component: mitochondrion.